AUGCGUCUGGCAUUCCGUACCGCCGCUAAUAAUAAGCACGAGCUACUGGUUCCAGGUGCGCUAGGAUGCGGUGGCUGCCAGAAUCCACCUCAUCUAAUAGUUCGAUACUGGAUUUCAGUACUUGACGAGCCAGAAUUCCAAGGAUGGUGGAGAGAGAUUUGGUUUGCCAUCAUAGACCAAGGAAGCGAAAACAACUUUAAUAUCUUCUACGACUAUCUCGAUGAAUAUUAUAUCGGAGCUCAUGAUUGA
Messenger RNA from Xylaria bambusicola, 249 nucleotides. RefSeq lists its product as uncharacterized. The transcript has 2 exons. Lineage: Eukaryota; Fungi; Ascomycota; Sordariomycetes; Xylariales; Xylariaceae. Bases 1 to 249 code for a protein of 82 amino acids. The record is from RefSeq and is a predicted model, not a curated record.